AUGUUGCCUUCUGUGCAAGUUUUUGUGACAGGGGUUGAUGGCCGUAAGCAUGUUUGUCGUGCCCUACUGGAUUCUUGUUCUCAGAUAAAUUCAAUCACAAGCAAAUUCGCUGAUCAGUUGGGUUUGUCUCUCGAACCCUCACACGUGAAUAUCAUCAAGCGUAUUGGGGCAAACACAACAAGUACACCUCAUUCAGUUCACGAGGAAAUUCAGGAUCGCAGUGGCAUGUUUUCAAUGGUUUUGGAGUUUGUCGUCAUGCAGCAUAUUACCGACCAUCAACCAGAGAUUGAAGUGAAGGUACCCUACGCAAUUCCUGGUCACAUCACUCUGGCAGAUCCGGACUUUGGAAAACCCGGAAAAAUCGAUAUGUUACUUGGAGCCGAAGUCUUUAUGACUGCUAUUCGUGGACACAAGUUUGCCGGGUCUCCCACUCUACAAGAAACGGUUUUCGGAUUCAUUGUGGCAGGCUCAAUCCAGACAUCAGCUUCUCAAACAAUCCCGAACUCUCAUGUAGUUACGUGUCUGUGUUCAACAGAAGACAGCUCAUUGCUCGAUCGAAUGGAGAAGUUUUGGAUUCUCGAAGAAGUUCCAUCUGAAAGAGUGCUAAGUCCGGAGGAGCAGAAAUGCGAAGAACAUUUCACAUCACAUGUCCAACGCAAUGCCGAUGGAAGGUAUGUGGUCCGUCUACCUACUCGCGACAACGUACAUGAGCUAGGAGAUUCCCGACAAAUGACUGAAAGAAGAUUUCGAUGCGUCGAACGUCGACUACAGCGGGACGAAAAUCUCUACGUGCAGUACAGGGACUUCACGCGACAGUAUGAAGCUCUCGGACACAUGCGCAAACUCCCACUUGGAUAUUCAUCACCAAUGCCAGAGGUUUAUCUGUGUCAUCACGCAGUAGUUAAGGAUUCUGCCACCACUCCAGUAAGAGUUGUUUUUGACGCUUCGGCAAAAACAUCUUCUGGGCUCUCAUUGAAUUCUGUGCUCAUGGUUGGAGCGAAAACUCAGGAUGAUCUAUUCGAUAUUUUGAUCGAGAUUCACAAAGAUGACCAAAAUAUGCAGCGCAUUCUCUAUCGUGAGUCACCAAGUCAGCCACUUCAAACAUAUUUGCUGUCAACUGUGUCUUAUGGCACUGCCAGUGCUCCAUGUCUUGCAACUAGGAGUCUCCUACAAUUGGUACUAGAUGAAAAUCGUAAUUAUCCCCUCGCUGCAGCAGUAGUUGAAAAGGAUUUUUACGUGGAUGACCUCCUAACCGGAACUUCAGAUAUGGAGAGUGCUCAGAAGCUCAGAAAAGAACUCACAACAAUGUUGCAGGCUGGAGGAUUUGUACAGAAAAAAUGGUCAUCGAAUUCAACAGAAGUAUUGGCAGAAAUCCCAGAAGCGGACCGUGAGCUCAACUCGUCUCUCAAUUUGAACACAGAAGAAAUCGUAAAAACGCUGGGACUCAACCUGAAUCCCACUCUGGAUAUAUUUUGGUUUACAACAACAUCCUUUCACGAAACCAUUACGAAGAGAACAAUGCUCUCAGACAUAGCAAAGACAUAUGACCCGUUGGGUCUACUGUCUCCCAUCACAGUAACAGCGAAAAUCAUGAUGCAGUCUCUAUGGGACAUCAAGGUCGAUUGGGAUACACCACUCCCGCCGGAAGUGUGUGAAAGUUGGAAGCAGUAUCAGCAAAACUUGAAGGAAGCUGUGGCAAAUAUCAGAGUUCCCAGGCAAAUCACAAAUAUCAUUCAACCCACAUCAAUUCAGCUGUUUGGAUUCAGUGAUGCUUCAGAGAAGGCGUAUGCAGCGUGUGUAUAUGUGCGAGCCACAGAUGCACAAAACAAAAUUUCUUCUCGAUUGCUAUGCGCCAAAACUAAGGUUGCACCACGAAAAUCAGUAACUUUACCACGAUUGGAACUAUUGGGAGCUACGUUACUAGCCAAAUUGCUCAAAAGACUCAAGAAGAAGAUGACUUUGCCGAUCGACUAUGUUCACGCCUUUUCAGACUCGACAAUUGUUCUUUGUUGGAUUCAAUCAGAGCCACAAAGAUGGAAAACUUUUGUAGCUAACCGAGUGGCACUGAUUCAAGAUGUAGUUCCAUCGAUCAAUUGGCAUCACGUAGUAUCUCAGGAGAAUCCUGCAGAUCUCGCGUCUCGAGGAGUUGGAACAUCAGUUCUUCUCGAAGAUCCUAUAUGGUUUCACGGGUCAUCUUGGAUCACUGACGCAGACAUACAGUUCCAGAGUCUUCAGGAUGAUGAUCAAGUUGAUGGUGCUCACCUUGAGAUGCGCAAAACUGUGUCUUUGGUGAGUACAAAUAGUUUCUUUGCUGAACUCAUCGCUCGUUUCUCCUCCAUGCGCAGGCUCGUACGAUUCGUGGCCAUAUGGCAACGUUUUAUCAACAAUCUGCACAGCAAGGUCAAAGGGCAAGAAUUAACUUCUGGUUGUUUGACUCCAACGGAGCUUAAUCAGGCCCGAAACUUCCUCAUGCGUCAAGUUCAGAUGGAAAUCUUUUCAGAGGACUAUCAUGAACUCUCAGAAAAGGGAUAUGUUUCCAAGGAAUCUCGGAUUCGCAAUUUGACGCCAUUCUUGGGCAAGGAUAGUAUCAUCCGAGUUGGAGGAAGACUGCGAUAUGCACACGUUCAUGACAACUUUAAACACCCAAUCAUCAUCCUAGCUCAGCAUCCUAUCACUAGACUCAUCGCCCUGGAUGCUCACGAACGAACACUCCAUGGAGGUCCACAUAUGAUGCUAGCCUACAUACGUCAAAUGUAUUGGCCACUCAGGGGAUUAGACACACUUAAGCGAAUUGUUCGUGAAUGUGUGACAUGCUUCAAGGUGAAACCUAAGACUGCGGAACAAAUCAUGAGCGAUUGUCACAGUUCACGAGUCACUGCAACAUUCCCGUUCUUCCGUACUGGAGUGGACUUCUGCGGACCGUUUUACAUUCGAACUCCAGUGCGUUCCAAAACCCGUUUGAAGAUGUACGUGGCAAUUUUCAUAUGCCUUGCUUAUCGCGCAGUUCACAUCGAACUUGUUUCGGAUUUGUCAACCGGAGCAUUCAUCGCCAGUGUCCGACGAUUUGCCGCACGUCGUGGAAAUCCAUCUCAAAUAUUGUGCGACAAUGCAACCAACUUUGUUGGAGCAGAUCGCGAGUUGCAUGAAGAUUUAUCUCAAGUUCCUGAGAAUCGUCUCAAAGCAUGGAAACUUAUCCAGCAAAAACUUCAGUGUAUCUGGUCUCGUUGGUCAAAAGAGUAUCUAAAUACUCUACAGCAGCGUAAAAAGUGGACCGCUCAACACCCAUCGUUGCAACCCGGCGAUUUGGUGACAAUCAAGGAGGAUAAUCUACCACCCAUGAAGUGGAGUCUUGGUAGAAUCAUCGAAUGCUUUCCAGGAGCAGAUGGCCACGUGAGAGUGGCUACAGUCAAAACCGCCACAGGUAUUUACAAAAGAGCCAUCGGAAGACUAUGCCCACUACCAAUCAACGAAGAUCUUCAAAAACCUACGUUUUCGACCGGUCAGGAUGUUGAAGGACAUGUCCAGGGACAGUCGUGA
This is a messenger RNA of Phlebotomus papatasi, 3537 nucleotides long. RefSeq lists its product as uncharacterized. The transcript is spliced from 3 exons. Gene Ontology annotation, molecular function: nucleic acid binding. The record is from RefSeq and is a predicted model, not a curated record. NCBI's taxonomy places the organism in Eukaryota, Metazoa, Arthropoda, Insecta, Diptera, Psychodidae. Bases 1 to 3537 code for a protein of 1178 amino acids.